Messenger RNA from Haliotis rufescens (red abalone), 2752 nucleotides. RefSeq lists its product as uncharacterized. The record is from RefSeq and is a predicted model, not a curated record. The coding region runs from base 330 to 1568 and encodes 412 amino acids. The transcript has 3 exons. Lineage: Eukaryota; Metazoa; Mollusca; Gastropoda; Lepetellida; Haliotidae.
AGGAGAAAUAGGUGGUGUUGGAUCGCCAGGACAUGGCAGUUCCUGGAGACGCGUGCAUUUAAGCGUGACCCACGGUAACAGGUAUAGCGAGACAGCAGUAGCGCUAUCACACAGUUAUUGACCGCGCUUUCGGAAUACUGCGUUGUUGACCAGUGACUCACAAAAGGACUAACUGUGGACAUUAACGAGGGACAUAGCCAGGUUAUGUGCGCCUAAUAUCAACACAUUUUCUGAUGAUUGUCAUACUGAACUGUUAUCAAGGUUGCACCACUAAGCCACCCAUCUUCUAUAAAGGCACAUACACGGUUGGCAUCACUGGUGUUUAAGUCAUGCGGAAGUGGAAUCAUGUGUUAUUCCUCACCGCUGUGUUUGUGGUGACUGGACUCCUUGUCUUCACUACCUGGGAACCUGAGCAGUUCAUGGUCAUCCUGGACGCAGGCUAUUCGAACUUCACUUAUCACUCUUCUCUCCAUCCAAAUGGUUCAAAUGCCGAGUACAAAAACAAUUUGGACGAAAUGGUGCGAGGAACGUGGACACCGAGGAACGUGACGUUUGAAGAAAGAGAGAAAGUUGAAAGAUUCUUGAUAGCUUCCAGAGGAAAGUAUUUCGUACCAACAACCUUGGCACGCCCCGAUGGUGUUUGUGGAAAUACAACUUUUGACUUUCUGAAAGGCCUACAACACCAGGCUCUGUGGUUCCGACCCCUGUGUGAUCCGUUUGGUCCAACACCAUGUUGCUAUAACAACAAGUGCGUGUACAAGACAGUGAAGGAAUGUAUGUGUGAGAGGUGUUUUGACAUGCGCAGGCCUAUUAAUGCUGAACUUGCUGAUUGGAAACCAUCCAACCCCAAUUGUCACAUCUCAAUGUUGAACAAAGAUGAAGCGUGUGAACUAAUUAAAGGGGCUACUAUCUACUACAUCGGGGACUCGUUCUUGAGGCAGAUGUACACAGUUACUGUCCAAAUCCUCACUGACAACUAUAAGGACUCCAUUUUAAAGUCUACAACACCAAAAGGGUGGCGGGAGUACUGUUCAGGGUGGAUGCAGCUACUGUGCGACUACUACUUAAACUACGCCGCUCCCGUGUGUGGCGGCCAGACCAACGUCAUCCAUGUUCAACUCAUCACACACGAUCAAGGCCCAAGAUUACUCAGCUUACUGAAAAGUAAAAAGAACCAGAAGUCUAUUUUCUUUGUGGGCAUUGGUAUCCACGGGACCUAUAAUGAACAGCUGGUCUGGAAGAACUUUCUUUCUCCAUCAAUCAACUUUCUACACGAAAACGCAAGAAAUAAGAUAGCAUGGCCGAAACUGAUGUGGGUUUCCCCCCACGCUCCCGGAAUACUGAAAACACCACGGGUUCCAGGCCAGAGUUACAGCAGCGUUGUCAGAUAUAACGCCUUCAUCAACAGCCAUGUCAGAGCAGCUGGGAUACCAAUACUGGACACCUUCAACAUGACAGACGGCAUCAUGAGCUACGAUGGGGCACACUACGGGUUCGGAAUUAACAUGAUCAAAUCUCAGAUUGUGUUUAACUACCUUACACAUCUGCGGGCACAUGGCAUAUGGUGACUCAGCAUGAGAAAGUGUGAGUGUGUGCCGGCAUGUGGCAUGUGAUGCAUAUUUAAGCAAUAGUUGGACAUUGAGGGAUGGGGUGGGUGAGUUAGAAAGUCCUAUUUUCUUUUUUUUAUGUUUUAUAUACUUAUAUCUUUUCAUUUGUUGUUGAGGAGUCAGGGUGCCGAUUUGUCUAAACUGUUUAUAUCUGAAUUUGUAAGACGUUUGGAAUCGGCUUAUGAACAGGACUAGCACACUCAGCCAAUGUUGGAAGCUCAAAGAUGCAACAUUAUGCUCUUUUUAAAUCUACCUUCACUGUGGAAUAUUAUCUAUCACUUGCCAAUUUUGAUAAAUUUGGAUCGACAAUGGCUCGAUUCCGCUGUAGCUCCCAUGCUUUACCUGUGGAAACAGGUAGAUACAAUACUACUCCCAGAGACCAGAGGUUUUUGAAAGACAUGUUCCAUGGCCUAUGUGGGGGACGAAUAUCACUUCUUGUUAAUUUGUCCAGAAGAGUUUCUUGUCCAUCCCACGUUAUCUAAAUUUUAAUAUUCUAAUGUCAAACCGAGAAAAAUUAGAAAUACAGCCAUGUUUGUACAUCAAGCAUUGACUUACUGUUUGGUCGUACUGUCUUCUGUCUUUAUUAUGUUUAUUCAGCAAGGUUCCGUAUGCCAUCGGCCCAUGUCACAGCAGUUGUACAUCAGCCAUUAUUGUAAUUGAAAUUUACAUCAGCAGUUUUGUUAUUUUGUUGCAUAGACUUAUGAAUAUACAUAGCCAAAUUUCUUAUGAAAUUACAUUUAUCAUUUGAAAUCAAGACAUUGAAUUUAUGUAAUGUGGGACAUACAUUGUAGUUUCUUGGAAUGUACUGUUCACGCAAUUCGGCAUACACCGUGCAUACAAACAAGAAAUGAUGCUCAUCCUCAACGAAACCGUUUUAACAAAUGUUGCAAAACCUUUCAUUUCUUGGAACAUUUGCAUAUCUGCAAGUCUCAAUUUUCAGUUGGUGAGAGCUACAUCUGAACUUUUCUAAAGCUAUACGAAACUUAUGGAUAGAAAUAUACUUAAUAUAAUACUCUUGACACACUAUAGGUUUAUACAUAGAACAAUUGAAUGUUUUUGCACCAGGUGACAAGGAUGCAUGCCGGUCUUGCUGAUAAAUACAUUUUGCUCUUAUCAUAAAUUCUAAUAAAAAUGAUUGAAUACUA